CGGAUCCCGGUUCGAAGUUGCAUUGCUUUACUCUAAAAAUUUGCCGUUGUUUUGAGACCUAUUUGUCUAUUUGAGCAUUUGAUGGAUUCAUAGAGUUGAAUCUUAAUGGUUUGGUUUGGUUUUGGUUUUGGUUUUGGUUUUGUAUGGUUUAUAAUUUGGUUCGGUUAGGUAAUGGUUUGGCUUUUAUGUUUCUAAAAUUGGGUAAAGCCAUCAAAGCUGGGUCCAGUUGUGAUUUUCUUAUUUUGGUUCUUGUGUUUUUCGAAUUAUUAUAUAUGAAGUGUUUUUUGUUUUGUUUUGUUUGGUUGGAGUGAUUUGGAUCAGUGAUUAGCACGCGCUAUUUUGAGUGGUUUUGUGGAGACGUCACUUUACUCAAGUGGAUCUCCCUGAGGUCCUGACAGAUAGAUAGAUUGGAUCUUUAUUUGUUUUUUAUAUAUUCAGAAAGUUAUAUAUACUGAAAAACAAAUGCUGUGUCACUAACAAUUAGUAACAUGCUUAGUUUAGUACUAAUAGUAGACCUAAUGAAAACGCCGUGUCAUUAAUAAGUAACAUGCUUAGUUUAGUAAUAAUAUACUUAAUGACAUGUGUUUAACUUUAGUUCAGACUUGGACUUGUGUGGGUCUUUGUUUAGUAUUCUUUUCGGAAACAGAAAUGAUGAUUUCGGUGUAAUUUUUAACUUAUGGUAGAAAACAAAAACUACAUAAUAUAUCUAAUCUAUAACUAAUGCAUGCAUAUGUAGACAAAUGCAGUACAUGCUAAUAAUCAAUGUGUUUCAGAGUGAAAGUUAAUGAAGAUGUACUAGAAUCAGCUUGAUUGUUAUCUUAUAUAUAAUCAUUAAUCACUUCAACAAAUCAAUAUCAAUAGUAAGAAACUCAUCAUUUGAAAUUUAUAAAGUCUUACAUUUAGUUAUUAGUCAUAUAAUAAGAGACGUUAAUUUGGAAUACAUUAAGAAAGUUACAGUAUGUAUAUACCGAUACCGCGAUGUACAUUAAAAGAAAAUGUAUGUGUGUAGUGGUUUUGUUUCAAGAUUCGAUAGAUAAUGUUAAUAGUUUUUUUUGGUGGAACAAAAGACAUACAAACGUAUUUGGAAAUUUAAGAUAACGUAUGUACACCUUCAAACGUAAUAUAAAACAAGAAAAAGCAUUAUUAAUCUUAUGUUUUGGGCUGAUGGUGAUGUGUCCUCUAAUUUAACAUAUAGAUUAGUUUUAUUAAUAGGUUAUGUAUGAUUAUAAUCAUUAUUUACACAACUCAACGUGACUUCAAUCCAGUUAAUGGUGAUGAUUACAGUAUGGUAAGGAAGCAAGAACGAGCUAAUACGAAACGAGUUAGCGAGUGGAGGCGCGUGAGAGUAAAAGCGGAGGAGGAGGAUAGGAUUCACCUGCGUCAGGUGCAUGGGAGAGAGAGAGAUAGGAGGGGACCCAGUAAAGCCCCGUAAAAAAGGAAAAGAGAAAAGGAAAGCACAUGUGCUCACAUGAGAGUUUUUUUCGAUCUAUCUCCCAUGUGCUUCCUCUCUUUACUUUCAUCUACACAUACUCUCUUUCUCUAUAUACACACAGAAUGAAUAGAUAUAGUGGUAGAUAGUGAAGCUGUGUGUGGUGGUACUAGUACAACUAUCAUACUAUGAUGAUCUACUAGUUGCACCGAAGAUCCCACAUGCUUUCUUCUUUCUUUCUUUCUUUCUUUCAUGGCAGCCACGUGACAUCCUUUUAUUGGAACCUACCUUUUGAAAUCUCCAUAAAUCUAGCCCUCAUUUUGUGUCAACUCUUUUUUUCUUUUUCUUUUCGUAUUGUUUCCAAGAAAUGCGAAUUAAUGGAGUUUUAUUAAAAUAAGAGAAAUUGGAUUGUAUAUUACAAAAUAAAAUUAUAAUUCAGUUUAUGACUGUUUGACCUAAUCUGCUAGGAUACAUCGUGUGUAAUAUGUAUAAAUGCAAUUCUGCCCUCAUGAUUAACCGGUUCCACCGUCUGCAUUAAAAUUAAAUAAAUAUAUAAAUUUGUUAAAUAAAUAUAUAAACUUGUUUUUACUUUAUUGGGUUUUUACAUCGUGUAACUUCCCCGACCUUUCAUUUUCACACAAGGGAAGUAACUUCCAUUUAUCUUCUCCUCUAAGAUUAAUUUCACGGCAUCUCUCAGAACUCCGGGGAAAGUCGUCGACAAUCAUUCCGGUGUUGGUGAAGGGCGUCGGUAAUUGGUUCCGUAUAAGGCGGAUUGAAUCUCAAAAACUUCCAAAAGGUUUCUUCUUCGGAAACGUGAAGCUAGAGAAGCGUCGAGGAUUUGAAGUUCGAAAAGGCUCGCAAUGGAAGAGGUGGAACUGCCAAGCAGAUUAUUUGAGACUGGGUUUGAGCCAGUUGGAAGAAAGAGGGUUAAUAGUUACUUCAACCUUCGGUGGAUAGAGUUGAUCAAGCUUGCAUUAGAUGAGGAAGAUUUGGAGAUGUUGCAAGGAACACAGUUUGAUACAGUCCUUCGUAUGGGUGGUCAUACGUUCUCCGUCAUGUUUGCUCAUUAUUUUCUCUCGCUGCAGUUGGUAACUUUGAAGGAGUUUGAGUUAUGGUGGACGUUUGCCGGAAAGCCGAUACGAUAUGCCAUAGAAGACUUCGCUCUAGUAACUGGUCUAAACUGUGAAGAACCUCCUGCCUCCUCUAUGCGUGAGCAAGAGAAAGUUGUUGUUAGAGCCAAAGGAAAUGCGAAAGGAAAAGGGACAACAUCAAAAUCGUCCAUAUGGGAAGCUUUGUUUGGUGGAGAAGACAAACCCACCCCUAACUGGAUAAUGGAUAGGCUCAUAUUGGGAAAAAAAUACAAGGACUCCGUGACGCGUUUGCGUUUAGCAUUGCUGGUUCUUGUUGAGGGAAUUUUGUGUCCAACGUGCGGGUCAACGAAGAUUCGUCCAAAAGUUGUGAACAGGCUGGGUAAUAUAGAUGAGUUUCUCAAAUAUCCGUGGGGCCGAGAAUCGUUUUUACUCACCGUCAACAGUGCAAAACCACGGUCACCGCUUCAGUAUGUGCAAGACACCAUUGCGAUUCAUGGGUUUGUACACGCAAUGGUUCUUGUGACCUUAACGGCCUGUCCUGCGAUAUUUGUCAAGGCAAAGGAUGGGGAGCCAAUUCCUGAUGAUAAUAGAGGAUCGAAAGAAAUUUUGGAGAGUUUGGUCUCUAGAAAAUUGGCUGUUAAUGUUCCUUGGGCGAAGACUGUUGACCAAAAGGGCCAGGUAUGCCUUUUGUUACUAUCGAGUAGUGGGAAUGAAAUAUGUUAUCCACAGUAGUAGUCUGAUUUCGAUUGAAUUGUGGUGAGGAUUGUUGUUAUUGUUUGACAGUACUUAUAUAGUAUGGUUCACUCCCACCAAGUAGAAUAGAACAACCACAGUUUAUGGAUCACUUGUUAGUGAUAAAUAGUAUAGUUCUUACACAUCUGGUUUGGGUUUACUAUUUUCAUUUUAGGGUUUAGUUUUCCAGAUUUGGUUUGGGUCUAUUAUUUGGUUUAUGUUGUUUGUGUAGUACAGUAGUAGUCUGAUUUCGAUUGAAUUGUGUUGAGGAUUGUUGUUAUUGUUUGACAGUACUUAUAUAGUAUGGUUCACUCUCACCAAGUAGAAUAGAACAACCACAGUUUAUGGAUCACUUGUUAGUGAUAAAUAGUAUAGUUCUUACACAUCCGGUUUGGGUUUACUAUUUUCAUUUUAGGGUUUAGUUUUCCAGAUUAUCUAUACCGGUUAGGGUUUACUAUCUGCAGCUCCACCAGCUUCAUCUGAGUGUGUAGGCGAAUGUACUCCUCACGUGUGCACCCUAUGUCGGGUUCAAAGAUCCAACGUCUGUCUGCGUCACGGAUCCAUGUCCCAAGUACAAGUAAAACCAUAUCUUGUCCAUCCAUCUGAAAAUAGAGAAAAGCUUAUAGAAUUACUAUAUGAGUGGUACAAAGACUAUUCCAUUAUGUGGACCACUAGUUAUACUGAUGGAUGAUGUUAUAAGCAUAUACAUUGUCCAACAUUUAUUAUCAUAUGAUUACAGAACUAUUACCUGAUCGAUGCGGUUAAGCAUUAACUUCUUCUCUGUGUUCACCUUCUUCAGUCAAGCAUUAACUUCUUCUUUGUGUUUAUCUUCUUCAGUGUCUUUUGUUACAGAGAUAGAUUAACAGGUUGGAGUAAAUAGAAUACACAUAUAUUGAGAACAUCACCACUUAUUAUCCACACGUUUUUACUGAUCACCGUGCCAACGUAUGCGGUAAAUACGUUGGUGACGUUGCCUUCUGGUGAUGAUGUGAUGGUAAAUAGUUUACAGGCCACUCAUUUCCAUACCAUCGAAUUUUAGCACGUGGUUAGGUGAAAAUGGAAUACUUGUAUCAACUAGUGUCCACAUGUUUUUACUGAAAACCGUAAUACUGUAUGCGAUUUUUACAACUGUAACGUAUCUUCUGUAAAAUAUCAGGUACACACGUAUAUACCAUUUCAAACACAGCGAAGAUUACUAUACCAUAUGAAACACAGCAGUCCUCUCCUUCGCUCGCGGUAACCGGGAACUUGUACUGCAAAGGGGCAAAACCGGGCCUUUAUUGGGCUAAUUGUCAUCGAUUUCAUUAUGUCAAAAUCAGCGGUAUAUUCUUCAUUCCCUUCUCUAUUUUGAAUAUACACCAAAAUCUCCCUUAAAAUAAUGUCUAUAAAUUUUAAAGAAGGAGAAAGUCGUGCUCAUGUCGGCAUUAAUCUGUGCAUAAGUUACUCUAACUCAACGUUUCUUUUUGCACCAUAAGACAAAGGUUUUGUUUUAUUAACUAGGAGUACUUUAUAUAUUGGUUCAAACAACUAGUUUCAGGUAAAAAUUUAUUGUACAUUUUCUAAACAAAAACAUAAUUAAAUAUCUACAUAACCACAAUUCAACCAAUUAACAUAAACAAUACUAUAAUAUAAAGAAUUAUAUAGUAUAAAACUUAAUAAAUUUUACAUUAAAAUUUGAAAACUUCAUCUACUAAAAAGUAAAAGUUUUUAUCGGUAAACAUGAGAUUCGCUUUUAUAAGUAAGCACCAUGCAUGGAUAGGAGCACAAAAGUUUUAACAUUCACGAACUUUCAUCAAACAGACCAUAUCUAAUUUCAACACAUGUGCCUCCUAAGACGUUUCUUGUGUAAGCUUUGUUAUACAUGUUUGGGUUGCAAAUAAAACUUUGUUAGAGUCUUUUCAAUUUAUAUAUCUAUAUUUUUAGUCUAUGAAUAUAAUGGCAUAGCUAUAUCUAUAUGUUUCUUAUUAUCGUGGAUGAAUAGAAAUAUAGAAUGGCAUAGCAACUUAUAGUGAAUUCUUAAGCUACUCCUGAAAUUAAUUUGCUCGUAAUCAUUAAACUGCUCAUGAUAUCUAAAUUGUUCUUAUGUUUGAGUUCAUGCACAAAGCUUAUAAACAGUGGUACUGGUAUAUUAUAGCUUUCCUGCCGGUAUAAUAUAUCUUUCUAUCAACAAUACAAAGAAUAUUUAAUGUACUUAAUUUUUUUAAUUUGGAUACAACAAUGAAAACAUGUACAAAUCUAACAUGUUAUGAUCUAUGUAGCAGUGAAUAUCUAUGAGACAAAAAAUAAAUCUACUUGGUUUCAGACUUGAUAGAACCCGAAGACACUUUUUUUUCUU
This is a messenger RNA of Brassica napus (rape), 5587 nucleotides long. RefSeq lists its product as uncharacterized. Bases 2290 to 3252 code for a protein of 320 amino acids. The transcript has 2 exons. Lineage: Eukaryota; Viridiplantae; Streptophyta; Magnoliopsida; Brassicales; Brassicaceae. The record is from RefSeq and is a predicted model, not a curated record.